CCGCAGGUCAUCGGCCACUCACAUCAAAUAUGAGCGUUUCAUACUGUUGAACAGUCUCAACUUCUACAUACGACGGCGUCGUGAGAAUACCUAUCUAAAAAGGGUAAGUGCUCAUGCUUACUAUUGGUAUAGAGUACCUAUAAUCAUUCUUCCUAUUCAGGCAAUACCCCGAGGGGAUAGUGGAGCUAAUGUCAAAGUUACGUUGUUUACUUGGAAUAUUAAACUCAUCUUCAACAUGUAAACUUUCGUUCUAAUCCUCCAAACUCCUUCAUCUUCCAAGGUUGCCAAUAAAGCGACGAAUCUACUAACAUCACAAUGCGCAAAGAAAUCAUGUCAGAACCUACUGCCAACCAUGAGCUCACAAUCCAUACAUCAUCUCUCUUUGACUCCAAGAACAAGCGCUUCCAUUCAGAUUUCACCAUCAUAAUUGACACAAAAACCGGGCUAAUCACCAACGUAAAACGAAGAGACAACAACUCCCUACCAACUCACAACGUAUCAGGCCCCAAUGUAAUCGACCUCCGGGGCCUUACCGUCCUACCGGGAUUCGUCGAUGCACAUACCCACAUAUUCUUACAUUCAUACGAAGACGUCUCAUCCAUAAACCAAAUGCGAGACGAGAGUUUCGUCGAACGUAUUGUGCGUGCUACGAACCAUGCGCGCGCCGCUUUGGAUGCGGGGUACACUACCUAUCGGGACCUAGGCACGGAGGGUCUCCGUGAUGCGGAUGCCAACUUUAGAGAUACCAUCAACCGCGGUAUUAUCCCCGGCCCAAGAAUGUUCGUCGCAACGGAGUGCAUCGCGUCCAGUGGCGGGUAUGAAAUCCGCCAAGAAAAUGGACUCGCCGGGAUAGGUACUACAGCGCCCCGCAUCUCGGACCCCGCGGAUGGCGUCGAGGGCGUGAGGGCUGCGGUACGCAGACGCAUAGGGGCCGGCGCGGAUGUGAUUAAAUUCUAUGCGGAUUAUCGCAAGAGGGCAUUAAGAUUCCCGCAGCCGGCGUGGAAAGGGGCGAAGGAUGUUUGUUUUCCGCCACCCGAUGAUGCGUUUACUGGACAGCGAAGCCCGAAUGUGAUACUGUUUACUCAGGAUGAGAUGAAUGAGAUGGUAGCUGAGGCGAAGCGAUCCGGCGCCCCGAUUGCCGCGCAUGCGCAAAGCCCCGAAGCUGUCAUCAUGGCGGCGAAGGCAGGUGUCACGAGCGUGGAGCAUGGAUUUAUCCCGAGUGACGAGGCAUUGCAGGCGUUGAAGGAUAACGGCACGAUAUUUGUGCCGACUUUAUCGGUCUAUCAUGUGGUAUGGGGUGAGGAAAUUGUAAAGACUAUUCUUCAUCAUGUGAAGGCCGCGUAUGAUAAAGGUAUUAAACUCGCUGCUGGAGGUGAUACGGGGGCUCUUGCGCAUGGUGAGAAUGUGCUGGAAUUGGAGCUGCUAGCUAAAGCUGGGAUACCUGUACCAGAAGUUUUACAGGCGGCCACGCUACAUGGUUGGGAGGUCUGUGGAGGAGAUUUAUGUGGAAGGAGGUUUGGAGUGCUAGAUCAGGGAUUUGUGGCGGAUAUUAUUGCUGUUGAAGGUGAUCCUACUAAAGAUAUCGGGGCAUUGAGAAAAAUCAGAGUUGUGAUGAAAGACGGGGUUGUGUAUAAGGAUGAACUCGGGAAUGCACCUAGCGUAUACAAGAGUUAAGGUGCUGACGAUGUUUGUAAUAUACAACGGCGGACGGCGCAUAACUAUAGCGAAUAAAAUUGUUUACAGUG
Hypoxylon trugodes is the source of this 1745-nucleotide messenger RNA. RefSeq names its product amidohydrolase. The transcript has a single exon. The record is from RefSeq and is a predicted model, not a curated record. Lineage: Eukaryota; Fungi; Ascomycota; Sordariomycetes; Xylariales; Hypoxylaceae. Gene Ontology annotation, molecular function: hydrolase activity, acting on carbon-nitrogen (but not peptide) bonds. The coding region runs from base 316 to 1674 and encodes 452 amino acids.